AUGUCGACCAACAUUCUGCUUUCUCUUCCUAAAGAGGUGAUCACCAUGGAGAUACUCUCGAGGUUACCGGUAAAAUCUAUUCUACGGUUCAGGUCCGUUUGCAAAACUUUUGUCCACUUAUUCAGUGAUCUCGGUCAAGAUGAAGAAUUUGUCAAGCUACACCUUAGUAAUGCUCUUAACAACAACUACUUGAAUAUCAUGCUAACUGGAGAUAACCAAAUAUAUUCAGUGGAUUAUUUUGAUGCAUCGUCAUGCAAGAUUAAUGCUAUCGAAAUCGACUAUCCAUUCAAAUCUCAUCUGAUCAAAGAGGUUCAUAUUUGGGGUUCAUGCAAUGGAUUGCUUUGCCUAGGUAUUAAACAUAUGGAGGAUGAAUGUAUUUGUUUUUGGAACCCAUCUACCAAUGAGUACAAGAGAAUACCAACACCACCAGAAUAUAUUAUGCCCUACGGGCAAGAAUCAUAUGGGUUUGGUUACGAUUGUGCCAAUGAUGAUUACAAGUUGGUUAGCUUAAUGUUUGAGAUCAAUACUGCUGUCGUCAACAACAUGUUUAUGUUGCGACGGUAA
Molecule: messenger RNA, 564 nt
Organism: Papaver somniferum (opium poppy)
Lineage: Eukaryota; Viridiplantae; Streptophyta; Magnoliopsida; Ranunculales; Papaveraceae
Product: F-box/kelch-repeat protein At3g06240-like
Exons: 1
Coding region: 1-564 (187 amino acids)
Molecular function (GO): protein binding
Source: RefSeq, a predicted model, not a curated record